This is a messenger RNA of Rhea pennata, 1315 nucleotides long. It is a transcript of the gene LAD1, whose product is annotated as ladinin 1. The transcript has 10 exons. NCBI's taxonomy places the organism in Eukaryota, Metazoa, Chordata, Aves, Rheiformes, Rheidae. Gene Ontology annotation, molecular function: structural molecule activity. The coding region runs from base 16 to 1275 and encodes 419 amino acids. The record is from RefSeq and is a predicted model, not a curated record.
UCACGGAAAGGAGGAAUGUCUUUUAACAGAAGGAACUGGUCUGAUCUCUCCAGCCUGGCCAGGCAGAGAACCCUUGAGGAUGAAGAAGAGCAGCAAAGGGAACGCCGGCGAAGACAUCGGAGCUUACUGUCCUCAACAUCAGUGGAUGAAGACCCUCCUAGCCCUUCAAAAGAUGUUAGUCCAACUCCCAUCAGGCCUCAAACCCUGGUGAAAGCAGUGUCUCCGGAAGAAGCAGAAGAGCAGAAACUCUCAGAGGUGCUGAAGACUCAAGAGGGAAGGCGGACAAGGCUCCCAGUGGCAAUCUCUGAAAAGCUGAGACAAGAGAAAGAACACCGGGAGCCAGGGUCAGGAGUGAGCCAUGCAGAGGCAGGGUUGCAGCAGCAUGUGGGGCAGGAGAGUGUCCUGGCUGGAGAUCAGGGUCAAGAUGCAGCCAAGGGUAGAGAUGCCUUGUCAGGAGACCAGCACCCAGAGCCUGCCUUGGAGAGGAAGGCAGUAGCAAGGGGACAGCUCCAGGACAAAGAGGGACAGGGCACAGGGAUGCUGCAGGGGGACCAGAAGAGUGAGGUGGGGGAGCAGCAGCAUGAGGCAGUGCAGGAGCAGAGAGGCUUUAGGCUCCGUGAAGUGAAGAUCCUGCCUGGAGGAGGAAGCCGCAGCAUAGAGGAGAAGAUGGUCUCAGUGGUGACCUUGCCUCCUAGCCAGCAGUAUCCGCACAGGAGUACUCCAAAGAAAGUAACACAGCUGACUCCCACCCAAGAUGAACCUGCAGAAAAGUCAGAUGCUUCUCCAACUUACAUCACCUAUAGUAGCUCCAUCAGACGAAGCAGCCCAAGAACUGUGUCCUUCCGGGUGAUCUCAAGAAAAGAGAGAGAAGAAAACCAAAGCCCUCUCACAAGGAGUGCAAGUCUGAGGAUCCCAGGAAGCAGCACCACUAUUGAAGAGAAACUGGAAAAAUACACCUCAGCUGUGCAGCGAUCAGAGCUGGUGAAAUCUUCUCUGCCUGUUCAGAAGAGCCUCAUGCUAUCCUCAGAAGGGGUGGCCAGCAAGCGCAACUUCUUUGAGAUGACUGCACCUACCAAGGCUGAGCCCCUUGCUGUCAGGAAGGACAACCUGAAGAUCCCGGGAUCGGUGACAUCCCGCAUUAAUCUGUGGAUCAGCCGAACUCAGGAGCCCAGCAAGGAGGAAAAGAGCAAGGAUGCCAGGAAAAUAAACAGCCUGACAAAGUUUGAUGUCUGGGUAAAGCAACCAAGAGACUCCUCUGGGGCCAACAAGCUGUAACAAUAUAAGAUGAUCUGGGAAAAUGUCUUUUGCUCUGAAG